Molecule: messenger RNA, 2343 nt
Organism: Zasmidium cellare ATCC 36951
Lineage: Eukaryota; Fungi; Ascomycota; Dothideomycetes; Mycosphaerellales; Mycosphaerellaceae
Exons: 1
Coding region: 1-2343 (780 amino acids)
Source: RefSeq, a predicted model, not a curated record
AUGGGAGACUCGCCGUCGCCCUCACCGCCGCUGCCUCCCGACCCGACCACCUCCAACAUCUCCAACAACUCCGCCUCGACUCCCACUGCGCGCUCCUUCCAACAUGCCUCUGAUCAUACGCAAUCACAGGACCAAAAGCGGCCCAACACGUCGAGAUCACGAGCCGCGUCGCGACCGUCACCUGUCGUGCAUCAAAACCAACCUCAGCCCAUUAAAGACGCCGUGAACGAUGCUUUCGAAACGGCACCAACAACCAAUCAGUUGGAUCCAGACUUUAUGAAGCGUUUGACUGAGCAGGUCACCGAACAAGUCAUCAAGAACCUACAAGGCGUCAACCUGGGAGGUCCUGCGCCGACCACUGCAGUUCCACUUCCCACCAGCCAAUACCCCGGUCCACCUUCGACCAAGUCGACCUCACGAUCACCAACUCAGCGAUCACCUCUGCAAAGCUCAACCGAAUCAUUCCCAUCUCGAUUCACUCCGCCAUCACCCCCUCAAGAGCGAGACUUGCGCGAGAGGCGCUUUUCACCCUCGCCUGAGCGUGCACCUUCAGACACGGGUAGCAAUAUCAGCAGGGAAAGCAGAGAGAGUCAAGCGAGCCAGAGAAGCACACAAAGCAACAGAGAAACAACCCCACGGGGAUCACAGCCAGAUGUAGUUCCGGGUCUUCGUAGGAGUAAGACCAGUGCGGGAGGAAUCCCGGAACCGAUGGCAAAGCCCGAAACAGCUUCUCGUCGUAGAGGCAGCGGGACUGAAUCGACAUCCUUCCGGAAGGAUAGUAAAGAUUCGACAUCUUCGUAUUUUGAGUCGACUCGCACCCGCUCUCGACCAGACGUUGUCGAUGAGGAAGACACUGACGAAGCCACCACACUCGAGAAGAUCUGGCAGCCGCUUUUCGACAAUGGCAACCCAACUGUGCGAUUGAGUCAGUUCCUCAGAGGCAUCGCCAAACAUGUCAUCGACGACUAUGAGCCGAAAGGCGGCCUGGUUAUUACGCCGACCAAGAUGCUUCGCUUUCUGGACGAGACAAACGUGGAAGACGAGCAUUACCCGUGGACGACUAUCUUCGGCGGAAAGAUGUCCUGGAAUUCCAUCUCGAUGAUGUAUCGCAAGCUGCUCUGCCAACACCACUUCGUACAACAGCAGACGCAUGAUCCACCAUCAAUACCGGCGUUGACUCCGUUUGGGUUCGAAGCCUUCAUGACAUGCAUGAUUCAGGCGCAUCCCGACACCGAGUUUGAGCGUCUGGCAAAGGCAGUGAGAGACAUGCCCAUCAGCAAUGCCGACGACUGCAAAGAACGUUUUCCAAAGGAGCUUUCACGAAGACUUCUGCCUGCAUCUCCAAACGUGCAAGCAGAGCAGAGGAUCAUCUCCAGUCUGAAUCACGAGCCGGUUCUUGUACCGCUGGAAAGAGGCGCAUCCGCCAUGCCACCACCUCCAUCUUCUGCACCACCCCAGCAGAGCUCGUUCCAAGAGCGUGAGCGAGCUCCAUACUCACAGUCGUCACACUCUAACGCGGUUGAAGACGACGAUCUGACUGCCCCAGCGAUGCCGCUGGAACGAGAGCGCAAACCGUACUACGCAAAGGAAGGCAUGGGCAAGAGGUACGAUCCAGAAGGCGAGUUCGCUUCACGUGAACGGGAUCCUGAGCGUGACAGCAACAGCACUGCUUCACGCGAACCAAGUCGUCCUGCCGCGAACAAGUAUCGUCCAGACUUUGCCAGUGCGAGAUCUUCUCGACAGAACUCUGGCGUUCCACCACAGGCAAUGUACAACAAAGGUGGUAGUACUGAUCCGAUGAACAUCCCACCCCCAAAUACGAGGAGUCGUAUGAGCACAAAUCCGCCUCCGCCGCCACCUUCUGGCAAUGGCAGCUAUCCAAAGGGCCCUCGUCGGUCACCGCCGCCUCGUGGGUUUGCUCGAAGCGAGCCUGUCAAUGUUGGCGACAUACCAGCAUCGCAGUACGCAUCUAAUCUACAUGCACCACCACCUCAGAGAGACCGAUAUGCUGGAGACCCAGAUGAAGAUGCUCUGCGAUACAACGCCCUUCGGCGGCCGAAUGAUCGCAGUAUGAACCAUACGAAUGAUGAAGAGCCAAGCGGUCGACCCAUACCCCCAAGGAAUGGGCCUGUAGGUCCUUCUGGCUAUGAUUCAGGAUACGGCUCUGCAGGUGCACCACCACCUAUGAACAACUUCGUUCCUCCCCGAAAUGGAGGUCAGCCCGGUCCGCCCGAAGACCGUAGGCGUAGCUGGUACCCUGGAGUGGGCGGCGUCGGUUCUGGAACUGAUGGAUAUGGCAGCUAUGCGGGCAAUAGCAGGGAAUACGGCACAUCGGGGUAUUAG